This is a messenger RNA of Thermothielavioides terrestris NRRL 8126, 590 nucleotides long. RefSeq lists its product as uncharacterized. The record is from RefSeq and is a predicted model, not a curated record. Lineage: Eukaryota; Fungi; Ascomycota; Sordariomycetes; Sordariales; Chaetomiaceae. The coding region runs from base 73 to 375 and encodes 100 amino acids. The transcript has a single exon.
CACAAAGACAUACACUCGUUAUUAACCAUUGCAACUUAUCACUGGUGGUACUGACACGCCUUCUCUCUCGCCAUGCGGCCUGUCGUCCGCGACACCCUCUCCCUCCGGCCGCCGGGCUUCUUCGGCUACGCCUUCCUCGUCGCGCGCCUGGUGCAGAUCGCCUCGCUCACCACCAUCAUCGCUUUGGUCAGCCAUUUCAUCUUCGUCAUUACCCGCGCACGCCAGGACAACAAGCCGCCCGGCAACCUGAUCGUUGUCAUCCUCUUCGUAAGUCCACACCGCUCCACUCUUCCUCUCUCCGUCCACCACCAGCCCGGUCAGCCACCACCUCCUCCUUUUCCUCUUUUCUUUCUUUUUUUCCUUCCACCCUACUAACACGGGCGCGCCGCGAGACCAUCUUCGCCCUCCUCUGGACGCUCCUCUCCUGGACGGGCUACUCGCGCCGGCACCUGCCCUACGCGGCGACAUGGGCGGUCGACGCGGUGUUCCUGGCGCCCUUCCUCGCGCUGGCCGUGGUCCUGGGCCUGCCGCUGCGCGGCGCGCGGUGCGCGGCGGUGACGCCGGCCAGCGGCGCGUUCGAGAUCACCGCG